Colias croceus (clouded yellow) is the source of this 701-nucleotide messenger RNA. RefSeq lists its product as uncharacterized. Bases 31 to 642 code for a protein of 203 amino acids. The record is from RefSeq and is a predicted model, not a curated record. Lineage: Eukaryota; Metazoa; Arthropoda; Insecta; Lepidoptera; Pieridae. The transcript is spliced from 4 exons.
UUCAUUACCGCAGCUCACGUCGCUCUCGACAUGAUGUUCUUUAAAACGACGCCAACGGUGUUAAUUUUUGUAACAGCGUUGAUGUGUAUUGGAUUGAUAACGGGCAAGUCACAUAAACAUGCCGAUGGUCCGAGUUGCCAGAACUUUUCAGCGGGUGUGAACUUCAAAGACGAGCAAGCUUAUGGCACGUGGCAUCUGCUGCAUUUCAAAACGGAACUGUCCAAAGGGUCUGGUGAAAAGCAUUGUGUUUCGUUCUCCGCUCUUAGUAAGGAGGAAAGAACUGAUCUUGAAGAACGUAUAGGAAAAUUUGUGGAGAACCUUAAAUGGGAAAACAUGUCUUUGAAAAUGCAAAUACCCUGCGCUGAAAUUAAUUCCAACAAAACCAGGGAUUAUUAUCUAGAACGACUUCGCGAUGAUGGCUCUUAUAGAACUUUACAAAUGCCACCUCCCACAGCUAAGCUCGACUUGGCUGAUUUCAGUCGCUACCCAAUGCGUUUGAAGAUCAUUGAAGGUCAGUACCUCGGAAUGAUGGACUGUCACGAGAAAUUUGUCUUCUUGAUGGGAAAGCAACCUCCAACGGAGAAGCAAAUUGACGACCGACUUAAGAAAAUGAUAGAGGCAUAUUGGCCUGAAGAAAAUUGAUAAUAUUUUGUAUACUUUAAAAGCAUAUAGUUAUGAUUAUUUCAUAAUAUUUAUGAAAG